Messenger RNA from Oreochromis aureus, 6782 nucleotides. RefSeq names its product CCR4-NOT transcription complex, subunit 6-like (gene cnot6l). Gene Ontology annotation, molecular function: poly(A)-specific ribonuclease activity; protein binding. Gene Ontology annotation, biological process: nuclear-transcribed mRNA poly(A) tail shortening. Bases 200 to 1861 code for a protein of 553 amino acids. The record is from RefSeq and is a predicted model, not a curated record. The transcript has 12 exons. NCBI's taxonomy places the organism in Eukaryota, Metazoa, Chordata, Actinopteri, Cichliformes, Cichlidae. Gene Ontology annotation, cellular component: CCR4-NOT complex; nucleus; cytoplasm.
GUUAACAAGAAGAAGAAGAAGCCCUGGGCGGGUGCGUGGUCGGUGUGUGUGCGAGCACGAGCGGAAACGGCGUUUGUUGUUCUUCCCUCUGUUUCCGAGACGUUCAGGGUCUAAACGGGUUCAACAGCCGCGUCUGCAUGUUGCUGCCAAUUCCCGCAAUAACCCGUCUUCUACCGCCCCCGAAUGAAGAUUAACAGGUAUGCCAAAGGAAAAAUAUGAUCCUCCAGAUCCCCGCAGAUGUUACACCAUCAUGCCAGCCGACGAGGCGGCAAGUGGGAAGAAGUCUCACUGGUCCGAGCUCGAGAUAUCUGGGCGGGUGAGGAGCCUGAGCAGCUCAUUGUGGACACUCACCCACCUCACGGCGCUGCACAUCAAUGACAAUAACCUGACCCGCAUCCCGCCAGACAUCGCCAAGCUGCCCAACCUGGUCUACCUGAACCUGUCGUCCAAUAAGCUCCGCAGUCUGCCCGCCGAACUGGGCAACAUGGUCUCUCUCAGGGAAUUGCUUUUAAACAAUAAUCUUUUACGAGUUCUGCCUUACGAACUUGGAAGGCUUUUCCAGUUACAAACCCUCGGGCUAAAAGGAAAUCCUUUGUCCCAAGACAUCCUCAAUUUGUACCAGGAGCCAGAUGGAACCAGAAAGCUUUUGAACUACAUGCUCGACAAUCUAGCAGUGCACCCAGAGCAGCUCCCCCAAAGACCUUGGAUCACUCUGAAAGAGCGAGACCAAAUGAUCCCCACCGCUGUGUUCACGGUUAUGUGCUACAACGUGCUGUGCGACAAGUAUGCCACGCGACAGCUGUAUGGUUACUGUCCAUCCUGGGCCUUAAACUGGGAGUACAGGAAGAAGGGAAUCAUGGAGGAAAUCACCAGCUGUGACGCUGACAUCAUCAGCCUACAGGAGGUGGAGACAGAGCAGUACUACACGUUGUUUCUGGAAACACUAAAGGAGCGCGGCUACGACGGCUACUUCUGUCCAAAAUCUCGUGCCAAACUGGUUUCAGAACAGGAGAGGAAACAUGUGGACGGCUGUGCCGUGUUCUUCAAGACUGAGAAGUUCACUUUGAUCCAGAAACACACUGUGGAGUUCAAUCAGGUAGCCAUGGCUAACUCUGAGGGUUCAGAGGUCAUGCUGAACAGAGUGAUGACCAAAGACAACAUCGGGGUGGCCGUGCUGCUCGAGGUCAAUAAGGACAUGUUCUCCGGGGGCAUGAAGCCGCCUCAGGAGAGGCAGCUCAUCCUGGUGGCCAACGCCCACAUGCACUGGGACCCCGAGUACUCGGACGUUAAGUUGAUCCAAACCAUGAUGUUCCUGUCAGAGUUAAAGAGCAUUGCUGAGAGGGCCUCGGGCUCUGUGGCAACGGGAUCGCCGACCUCUGACCCGUCCUCAAUCCCCAUCGUCCUGUGCGCUGACCUCAACUCGCUGCCUGACUCCGGUGUGGUGGAGUAUCUGAGCAACGGAGGAGUGGCCGAGAACCACAAGGACUUUAAGGAGCUACGCUACAGCGAAUGUCUGACCAACUUCAACUGCAACGGCAAGAACGGAAACUCGGAUGGAAGCAUCACACACAGCUUCCAGCUUAAGAGCGCCUACGACAGCAAUCUGAUGCCUUACACCAACUACACAUAUGACUUCAAGGGUGUGAUCGACUACAUCUUCUUCUCCAAGACCCACAUGAGCGUCCUGGGCAUGCUCGGACCGCUCGACAGCCAGUGGCUCAUAGACAACAACAUCACGGGCUGCCCCCACCCGCACAUCCCCUCGGACCACUUCUCCCUGCUGGCCCAGCUGGAGCUGCACCCUCCCCUGCCCCACCCGCUCAACCCCCUCAACGGGCUGCACCUGCCGGUCCACAGGUAGUGCAGCCUGAGAAUGAGAGAGAGCGCCCCGCCUACCCCUUUUUACCCCACCUUUUAAACACUGUCCCACCCUCCUCCUCCCUCCAGCUUUAUACAGGACUCUGUACAGUUUACCGAUCACGUUAAACUCGGACACCAUCUGACCGCCUCUAACCCCAAAAGGAGUGAAGUAUUUGCCCCGGGUGUUGCUCCUUUUUAUGUUUUUGCACACUGUAUAUUUUUAUUUUUUUCCUUUCUCCCUUUGAAAAGGCUUGAUACCAAAUGUUGGGCUUGGGAUGAAGCAUUUCCCAACGUCUGUUUUGUUUUUUUGUUUUUGGCUUAGUUGUAAUCAUGGCCGCUUAAAGAUUCCACAACAACAAACUAAUACUAACAACUGUUUAAGGUAAAUCUACUACACAAAUGUAAGCGUCAUUUCACACAGCUGUGAAAUUUUUAGAGUACAGACACGUGAUCGUAUUAAUGCUGCACAGUUUAUAGAGCUGAAACCUGCUUUCACUCACAGAUUAACUGACAGGUAUUUAAUUGAACGGGCGUUCAACACUACAAAAACAAAACCCUCAAACUUUUGGAUGUUAUAGGAGAAUGUAGAAGGAUUGUUUCUGUUGGUAAUUUUUUUGCAAAAAGGUCCUUAUUUGAGAUUCAAAAAACUAAUUUGAUAAUAAGUAGGGAAAUGGGUGCAAAUUUUUAAGGAUAAAAUGUGCAAACUGGGUGUUUUUAAAAAAAAAUAAUGCUAUUUAGCAUUGAGGUAUGCGUCAUCCUGGAUCCAUGUUUAGAAUUAGGCCGAUGUCACUCAGCAUUCUAUGAAUUUCUUUCACUUUACCUCGGUGCGGUACAUGUCUUUUAUAAAAGGUUUUUUUCUUUUUGCAAAGGCUUUUGUUCUCUGCAGCUCUGAAGUAAUAAAACAAUCAGUUGUUCGAAUAUUUUUCUAAGCAUUGCAGGCAGAUUUGCUCAGACACUGCCUUUUUCCUGACAUCCACAAACAGUCUGCUUCACAGUUUUAGCUUUUCCUGCUGUGGUUUUUAAACCCCUGAUCUGCCUGGCCAAAGAAUCCCCCACAGCACGUGACAUGUCCUCCGUCAGUAAUAAGACCUUUAUUUAUCGGUGCCAGAGAGAAAACGUAUAUCGUUUAAUGUUUUAGUCGAUGUUUCCUGACCAAGAGGCUGAAUGUAUUUAUUAAAAAGGCUCACUAUGAAUUUGGUUCUCUGAGCCGAUUAAUGCCAGAUCCCUGUGGACUCUAAACUUUGUGUAUUUGUGUCAGAUGAUUAGAAGGAAUAGCUCUUUAUUCUGUAAGUCGUAACUCAGGGCUAUGCUAUGCAUCCAGCAGGACCUUUCACACUAAAGACUCUCAGAGUCACGUCAUACGAGCAAAACCAAACAGGAAGCUACUGUUCUGAAAAAGCACAGGUAAUGUAUGUGUUUGCAUACAGAUAUGCUGUUGUUCAUCUUGUCGUUAUAGAAGUCCCAGGUCUUUGUGCAUUUUUGAUAAAAUACUGAUGCACUUUUACUCCUAACCUGGGAAAUCAAAUUUGUCCUAAUUUUAGAAGGUACAAAUAAAGCAUAUUUGAUCAGUUUUAAUUGAAUAAGACUUUAGUUUGCUUUAAGGCCUUUAGAGAGGCUGACACGAUGAAUGAAAGGGAUCGGACUGGGUGUCAGUACUACAUGUUUUCAGUGCCAGUACAAAGAAAAUGAGAAAUUAUUUUUUAAGAUGGAGAGGGAGGAACAUAAAUGUUUUGGGGUUUUUCUCAAAAAAAUCUCAAAUGUUUAAACCAGCAGCUCCAAAUCCACACACUAAAAUCUGUAUCCUGUUUAUUUUGGGAACUUUGCUCUAGUCUCUGCCCUUUUUAACCCGUUGUGUGGUUUCUGUCAGCUGUUAAAUUCUUAAAACAGAAUAUCACUCUUUCAAUACACUGGUCACAAUUCAGCUAUGCAAACUGAGACAACUGGACAUGGCUUGUAUUAAAGUGGAUGUUAUGUAUUUCCAGCUCAAUCUACCAGAGUAGCUUUGUAUGAUUACUGUUCAGAAUAAUCCUUAUUUAUCUUACACUGGGCCUUACUGCAGCCGCUUAGUUCCUCCUCUGUUUGAAACGACCAGUUUUAGCUCCUCUCUCAUUGAGUUCAAGUACGGCAUGUGGACCAGUGGCAGCUCGUAGUAACAAGGAAAGUUGAAGUACAUGUAAAGUGUUCAUAAAGCAGCACAGAGGAGACCGAAAGAGCUUUCCUCUUGAGUUUUAACCCUUCUGUUGUAUCUGUCAUAACAGACACUGUUGGUGCCAAGAAAUAUCACCUCAUUAAAUACCAUUAAAUUUAAAAACCAGGACAAAAAUAAUGAACCUAACUAUCUAAAUGUGUCUCUGCAGCCCUCAAUCAAGAAAAGCUAAGCUUAAUGCCACCACUCAGCUGUUUAGCUCCCUUUCCCCUUCUCUUCAAGUCAAAUUUCUUCUGAUUGGUUGCCCCUCAAAAACAGCUGGUGGGUGGCGCUUCUGUGCCAGCAUGACCUUAUUUGGCAAGUCUUCUCUAUUUGGCCUCAUAAAGAAACGAGGGUUAAAAAAACUGUCUGAAGCAGUCUGAAGCACGGGAUUUAAGCUCACAGGCGUUACUUGUACAUAUGUUGACUUCAAUAUUUGAAACCUUGGACCUUGGACAUAUUUACUAUGAACAUUGUGUCCUAUUAUUUUCUUUUUACCCCUCAUUUCUACACUGGAAGAGGAAAAGUUGAAAAGACUGGGAAUCACUGGUCUGAACACAGAAAAGUUGAGCUUAUUUAAAUCAGGAACCAUCUGAUUUCAAAGAAUGAAUUCAAAACAUCUGAUAUUAAACACCAGCUUUUUCUACACAUUUUAACUGGUACAGCAUGAUGGUUGACACCCAGUCCUGUCUGUGCAGGCAGAUGUGCCUCUCAGUGAUAAACAUAUCUGGCAUAUUUCACACUGCAGUGUCUAGUAAACCCGGAUUAGUUAAACCAGUCUAAGCUUUUCCUGUGUUUGAAAGCCAUAAUUCUGGGAUACGUGGUGUCAGCACAGUGCGGCGUGUAACCAUGUAGCUGCAGCUUUAAAUCGCAGGUUCUUCACUUUAACUGGCCUUCUGUUGCACAUGAUUUAACGCUAAUGAGUUCACCUCUGGGUUCGGUGGAUUCGAUCCUGGUGAGCAUUUAGAGGCCUAUACUUCACUCCUGAACUAACCUCACAGGGUUUUUAUUUCCUGGUUUUUGUACCACAGCUGUACAUAAAUGAAUCUGUCUUUGAUGACGGCGUGUCUUUCACAUCUGUGAGGGGAAUGUACCAUUCUCCUGAUAAAGGGGCGUAAAAUUUUCUCACAAUUCAAACGUGUACUUGGUGUUGUAAUUUUCUUCUAAAGAUCUCGUGUGUGAAUACCACCUCCACAUUUGUCUCUGAUGCUCUUGUAGAGACCGGACGUGUCUGUUUCCAGCUCUUGUUUUUGAACUACGGGCAUUUUCUGUCUCCGACAAGCAGUCUUUCAAUUAGUACUUUGUACUACUCAGUAUUACCAAUAUUUUUGGGGGAGAAAAAACAUAAAUGUUCUAGGUCUAAAAGCAGCUCGUCUAUAUGGGUUUCAUUUCUCCAGUGUCAUCUCAAAGCCUCCCUUGCUCUAAGUUUAAAAUUCUUUUGUUUUCCUGUCAUUUCUGCUUUCACACACAUUAAACACCAGUUAUGUUCCCAGUUAUUCCACAACAAUACCAAACUGUCGUCACCUGAAAGCAGUUCACUUGUUAAUUUUGUCCUUGUAGACGCACCUCAUACACUUUUUCUACAAACAAUGUGCCUAGUUUGUACAGUUUCUCCAACAGCAGCACUGCCCAUGAGACCAAGACCCUCAGAGAUUAACCCAGCACCAUCAUCCAGCCAACACCCUUCGAUCCAUCCUUCCAUCCCUCCAAGCCAACUUUUCAUGUGGUGAGAUUGUGGGAGGAAUUCAGGACUUUUUUUCCCUUCAGUUUCUGUUACAUUAUGUAAAAUGGUCACUCUCACUUGUUUGUGGUUUCCUUGCUAGGACAAAGAUCAUCACAACCAUCACGUGGAGUUUCUGAAUGUAGAAAUCCUGUUGUUUGAUGUAGUCGAUUUGGUUUUAUUUUCGUUCCAUUGUUAAUUCAAACUGUCUCAGCUACUGGCCAUUAGUCUUUGUUGGUGAAUACGAUGCCUGGCGAUAGUAACUGGUGGAACACGCAGAGGAUUGGGAUUAAGCGUUAAGCAGACGUUUUAAUUUCAUUGUCAUAUUUGUACUCUGAAUUUUAUGGCUGUAGGCCAGCUCACUGCAGAAUCUCUACACAGAAUUUAAGAAAUACGACUAAUGAAAAAUGGCAUUAUGCACGAGUAUGUUCAUUAUAUCGAUUAAAGGGGACCUAUUAUGCUUAGUUCCUAAUCCAGUCCACUCUGGAGCAUCUUCAGGUGGAUUGAAAGUAAUCCUUACUUACAUCAUGUUUAGCCUUGAUGCAGCAACUCAGGUAUUUUAGCUCCCUUUAAGCCCAGUUUCUACUGAUUGGGUGCCCCUCAUCAGCUGCAAGUGGGUGGGGCUUCUGUGCCUGAGAUGACCAUAUUGGGUAUAUUCACUUUCUCUGCCAUCACAAAAUGUUCUGAAACAGGAUGUUUGUAUCAGUCUGAAGCCUGAACUUGUAUUGUACACACUCUGACCUCAUUAUUAGAGACUUUGGCCAUGUUGAGCAUGAACAUUGGAUCAGUACAGAAAUGGCAGAGAGACAGGAAAAAGCAGAAUCGGUCUCCUUUAAUUCACUGUGGAAAAUUAAUUAAGAAAGAAUUAAUUAAAGUCAGGAGCUCCACAGAUUUUCAAAGCUGAAGAGCAACUUUCAUUUUUCAAAUCCGAAUUUUAGAAAAUUAAAAUAAAUGACAAAAGCCAGAAAUGCAAUUCUGUUACUUCUGCAAAAUGAAUUAAAGUAUUUUUAAAGUUUC